Molecule: messenger RNA, 687 nt
Organism: Gordionus sp. m RMFG-2023
Lineage: Eukaryota; Metazoa; Nematomorpha; Gordioida; Chordodea; Parachordodidae
Product: 5-formyltetrahydrofolate cyclo-ligase-like
Exons: 4
Coding region: 51-656 (201 amino acids)
Biological process (GO): tetrahydrofolate interconversion; folic acid-containing compound biosynthetic process
Cellular component (GO): mitochondrion
Molecular function (GO): 5-formyltetrahydrofolate cyclo-ligase activity
Source: RefSeq, a predicted model, not a curated record
ACUUAUUAACUGGUUUUUAUAAAAAUAUUGAAUAAAGUAUCUAUCUAUAAAUGUCUUCAAAAGCUGUAUUAAGAAAGCAAUUGAAAACAAAAAUUUUAGAGUUGUCAAAAUGUGAAAAAAUGAAUCAAUCUGAAUUUGUAUACAAUAAGGUUUUAUACCAUCCAAAAUAUAAAAAGUGUACAAAUGUGGCAAUUUUCCUAAGUAUGCCAGAUGAAAUUGAUACAACUCCAAUUCUUAAAGAUAUAUUUAAUACAAAUAAAAAAUGUUUUAUCCCCUUUUAUUCAGAAGUUCCAUCUAAAUUAAUGAAAAUGCUGCCAAUUUAUUUGUGGAAUGAUUACUUAAAUUUAUCCUUAACAAAAUGGAAUAUUAAACAACAUUCAGAAAUACAAGGCAAUGAAUCUUUGGACAUAUAUGAUAAAAAUGAAGAAUUAGAUUUGAUGUUUGUGCCUGGUUUGGCCUUUACAAAUAGUGGACUACGUUUAGGAAGGGGGAAAGGCUACUAUGACAGAUAUUUAGCAUAUAUAAAACAAAAAAAUAUUACCAAUGGUGUUAAAUUACCUUAUAUAAUUGCCUUAUGUUAUAAAAUAUCUAUCUUAAGCUAUAUUCCUACGGAUGCACAUGAUAUGAUAGUUGAUGAAAUUAUAUAUCAAAAAUAAACUUUUAAAUUAGUAAAAUUAUAAAUAAAGA